Messenger RNA from Brenthis ino (lesser marbled fritillary), 282 nucleotides. Lineage: Eukaryota; Metazoa; Arthropoda; Insecta; Lepidoptera; Nymphalidae. The record is from the annotation of a GenBank genome assembly.
AUGAUGAUGUUCUUCCGACCGAUUCCGGCCACGGCGGCCAAUCUCAUUGAGACUAGCCAACUGCGCAGGAGAUAUUAUAGUGCACAAGUGUACGCGCAGACACAACGUGCACUCUUUAUUCCUGUCACUCUCAUACUCCGGUGGGACGACUGCUCGACACGACCAGUGAGAGUUAAGGCGCAGGACCGAUGGCUUAAGGUGCUCUCCAAGGCAGGGGAUGAAACACCGCCAAUUUCCCAACUCCGGGCUGUUUCUGAGGCUUACUUAUACAGAAAGACUCAA